AUGAUAAAGGCAUUUUUAAAAAUAAAGAAUGAAUCACUAGAUGAAUUUUUACAUCAAUGUUUAAUUGAAUUAUUUCGAAUAUUUCGAUUGGACAAAAAAUUGAAAAAGACCGAUGUUCUGGAUUUCCUGUAUUCGUUAAUUGACAAAGAUCAUGAAAAAGUAUUUUUUAAAGCUAUGGAAUUUGAUAUGAAAAAUAGAUUGGAUGAUGAUAAUCAUAGACAAUUUGCUCCUUUAAAAUUCCCGGCGUUUUAUUAUUGUUGGAUAUUAAGUAAAUUUGGAGCAGAUGCUAAAAUUACGGAUUGGUGUUUUGAUGAUAUUUUGGUGAAAAGAGUUAAUCUUGAUGUUUUUGUUCAACAACGUGAACAACGAAAUUAUGUUUUAAGUGAACAACUUGAAAUCAAUUUCAAAGAAAUAUGUGAUGCAUUUAAGAACUAUUCCAAUACUAUAAACAUCUUUAAUCCUUCGCACUUGGAAAUUAUAAAGAAAGCUACUCAU
Molecule: messenger RNA, 495 nt
Organism: Racocetra persica
Lineage: Eukaryota; Fungi; Glomeromycota; Glomeromycetes; Diversisporales; Gigasporaceae
Source: the annotation of a GenBank genome assembly